AAGUCGGGUUUCAUGUCGGUUCUAUCUUGCCCCGUAUUCUUUCGCCUUCCCAACUUUCCUCUUCCACAGUUUCGUCAAUUUUCUUGAUCAUAAAAUCACAGAAAAAGAUUUGGAAAAAAAGACAAAAAAAAAAAAAGAAAAAGAAAAUGGGAAAUUCUUGUUGUUUCCUCUGCGGUUGUGUGGACCAGGCGAGCAUAGGAAUAGUAGAGAGAUGGGGUCGAUUCGAGAAGUUGGCGGAGCCUGGUUUCCACUUCUUCAACCCCUUCGCCGGUCAAUCCCUCACCGCCCUUCUCUCCACCAGAAUUUCCUCCCUCGACGUCCGUGUCGAGACCAAAACUAAGGAUAAUGUGUUUGUGCAAAUAGUUUGCUCAAUUCAAUACCGGGUUGUCAGAGAAAACGCUGAUGAUGCAUUUUACGAGUUGCAAAAUCCCCAAGAGCAGAUUCAGGCUUAUGUGUUCGACGUUGUUCGAGCUCUUGUACCCAGAAUGACAUUGGAUGAGCUUUUUGAACAAAAGGGUGAAGUUGCUAAAUCUGUGUUGGAGGAACUUGAAAAGGUGAUGGGGGCAUAUGGAUAUAGCAUAGAGCACAUAUUAAUGGUUGACAUCGUCCCUGAUGCCUCUGUGCGCAAGGCCAUGAAUGAGAUUAAUGCAGCCCAGAGGCUCCAACUAGCUUGUGUCUACAAAGGAGAGGCAGAGAAGAUACUCCAAGUUAAGAAAGCAGAAGCUGAAGCUGAAGCCAAGUACUUAGGUGGGGUUGGUGUGGCAAAGCAGAGGCAGGCAAUCACAGAUGGCUUGAGAGAGAACAUCUUAAACUUCUCACACAAGGUUGAGGGCACCACGGCUAAGGAGGUGAUGGAUCUUAUCAUGGUUACUCAGUACUUCGACACGAUUAAAGACCUGGGUAACUCAUCGAAGAACACUACGGUGUUCAUCCCUCACGGUCCUGGUCAUAUUAGGGACAUCAGCGAUCAGAUACGCAAUGGAAUGCUGGAGGCAGGCUCUUCUAACAUAAAUGUGGAGUAAUUUUGCCUGCUUUGCAGUUUGGAAUUGCUUCCACGAAGCACAGCGGAUUUCAUAUAAUAAAGUUACUAGUAUAUGUUUUCAUUGGUGAAUUCAACAAAAGAAUGGAACAACUAUGGUCCUGCAUGAUAGCAAGUUCAUUUUUUAUCUUUUGUUUUUGUUUUUUUCUUUUAAAUUAUAUGGAGUUUACUUAAUUCAAUAGUUUGUUGAUAUUAGUUGAUGUUAAUGUUAGUUGAAGGCAGUUAGAUAUCUCCAUUAAUUAUAAAUGUAAUGGGAGAGGGGGAAAAAAAAAAAGAAAACAUAAACAAAAAAUGAAACACAACUGAAAAUUGUGUUGAUUUUUGGUUUUUGUUUUCUUUUGUUCUUUUUUUUCCCUUUAACAUUUGUAAUUAAUUGAUAUGUCUAACAAAUUCUAACUAUCAUCAGAUAACAUUAACAAACUAUUAAAGUAAAUAAACUACACACAAUUUAGAAGAAAAAAGCAAAAAUAGAAAAUGAACUUACUAUGAAACGGGACUAAAUUUGAGGUGUUCAUAUCAGGCAGGUGGUUAUUUUACGUGUUUUUAUACAGGUGUAGAGAGGUUUUUACCAAACCAGAAACAGGGUGUUUAUGUUUGUGAAUAGAUGCAACUUCUUAUUUGAAUAAUUGUUUUCGGUGUGGAA
Molecule: messenger RNA, 1682 nt
Organism: Ziziphus jujuba (common jujube)
Lineage: Eukaryota; Viridiplantae; Streptophyta; Magnoliopsida; Rosales; Rhamnaceae
Product: hypersensitive-induced response protein 4
Exons: 5
Coding region: 147-1022 (291 amino acids)
Source: RefSeq, a predicted model, not a curated record